Lytechinus pictus (painted urchin) is the source of this 5897-nucleotide messenger RNA. Its product is annotated as probable G-protein coupled receptor. Gene Ontology annotation, biological process: G protein-coupled receptor signaling pathway. The coding region runs from base 1358 to 2623 and encodes 421 amino acids. Gene Ontology annotation, molecular function: G protein-coupled receptor activity. Lineage: Eukaryota; Metazoa; Echinodermata; Echinoidea; Temnopleuroida; Toxopneustidae. The transcript has a single exon. Gene Ontology annotation, cellular component: signaling receptor complex; plasma membrane; endosome. The record is from RefSeq and is a predicted model, not a curated record.
UUAUAGCUUCACUCGCUGGCUGAUAACAGGUGUUAUUCUCCCUUAAACUGAAGAGAAGAAACAAAUUCUUUUUCAGAAUAAAAAAAAUGGUGCAUUUGGCCUGAUCAUCUCUAAUUGAAGCUUUGACGCAAGAAAUCAGGACUCGGAUAUUUUUCGUCACAGAACCAGCUCAGCAAUAUUUGCGACUCUUUUCCUUUUUUCAUAAAAAUAAUUUUCAAAUGACAAGACAAGGAAAGCUCAACACAGGAACAUAUUACCAUGAACGUGAGGUUUUAAAAUUAGAUAUAAAACAUUCUACAAAAAUUGCAGUUGUAUUGAUUAUUUAAUGGUCCCCGGGAAAGGAGUCUCAAUCAUUUGCUUCUCAUUGCCGUUUGUUUUCUUCGCAUCUAACUGAAAAUCUGUGGUGGGACUAUCUUUACGACGUGGCGCCUUGUCUGUGUUUCAUUUUCAUCUUCUACGGAGUAUUAUUGAUUGGGGUCAAGAGACGUAUCUCACCAAAAUAAGGUUCUUCAAUGACUGCGUACAUCAGGCGGUGAAAGAACAAAGUGUUCUGAUUUCUCACAAGGUACUCCAAAUUGACAUUUUCCACAGGCAUUCCAGAGAGCCUUUAUUUUACAUUUUCGAAUAUCGAAAAAAAAAGCUGAGAGAUGUAAACAACAAACUUGAGAAGUUGAGAAUGCAUAUCUGUGCGAUCUCGUGACUAUUCUCAUAUCGCUGUUUCGACACGUCAUUCAUACUGAACGUUUCUAAAUUAAUAGUGGUUUCUUUCAACUUCAUUUUGCCAUAUUUACCCAAGGACGAUAUCCAGCUGCAAGGAAGAUAACUAAAUCUAAAUAGUCCUACAGGUCCAUGUCUUUGUACAGUUGGGGUUAUAUUUGUGGAUAAUCUUUAAAUAUUGAAUAAAUGGCUUCAUCGCGUGUUUACCAAUAGUAUAAGAAUAAUAUCAACAUGAUCAAUAACGAGCUAGAGAUCAUUUUCUGAAUUGGAACGCGAGCCUAAUUUCGUUCCGUUGAAUCUUCCUGAUGGACAACUUGAGUCAUUCCUGUAAUCUGAACAGACUUGCUAUCCUCUGAUAUCCGCCGCCAAAUUCAUUCCCAAUUCUCUUGCAGAAUGGACUUGAUUAGAAUCUGGAUUAAAUUCUUUCCGCAACGUAUCACUGCUAUCCCUCAUCCCAUUUUGUCGCAGAUGGUAACUCGAUUCAGGUAAAUGCACUCUCUCACCAUAAAUAUAAAUUGACAACAAAGCUCUAUACUACUCGAAAAUCACCUAUUUUGAUAUAGUAACAUUGUAUUACAAUAUCUCACACAACGCAGUGUGUGUGAGUUCGACUGAUUGAUAAUUAUCUGAAGAUUACGAAAUGGCGUACAAUAUUAGCGAUUCGGAUAUGGGUUCAUCCCCUUCUGUUUUAUUAAUUUUUGAACUAUUGAUAAUGAGCAUUAUAAACCUAGCUGCAAUCAUUGCUAACACACUUGUGUUAGUAAUCUUGAUUAAGACGCCCGCCCUUCAUACCCUCACACACCUCUUUGUAGGUAAUCUAUGCACCUUGGAUCUCCUUUGUUCGAUUACCGUUAUUCCAUUCUCAAUUGCAUCCUAUGCUAUGGGAGAAUGGCACCUUGGUCAGGUAUACUGUGAAAUCAACGGCUUCAGUAACACUUUCUUUGCCAUUGCCUCCAUACUGACUUUAAGUGUGAUCAGUGUUGAGCGGUAUUACUCCAUUGCCCACCCAAUGUCCUAUGCAACAAAGAUGACAAUGAAUAAGACAAUCCUACUGAUUAUUUAUAUCUGGGUACAGUCUGCUGUACUCUCCGUUCCGCCCUUGAUUGGUCUGAACUCUUAUGACUUCAACGCUAACAGAGGACAUUGUACAUUUGUGUGGGAGAAAUCUGUAAGACAUAUUAUUUACGUGGUAAUGUUGGCAUUAUUAUGUUUCAUUAUUCCUGGUUUAAUAGUAAUUGUAACUUACAUCAAUGUGUUUCAGAUAGCCCGAGAAGCGGCACGACAGGUGUGCCCGGCACCAUCAGUUGAGAACUAUGGUUCGACAACCAGGAGAGAUGUAGCCUCGGUUAGUCAAACAAGGGGAGGUGGUUCCAAAUCUAAUGACAAAGGGGAUGUUACCCCUACGUCACCGGGGAAAAAUUGCUUCUCAGUAAAGAGAUUGAGAAAAAAAUCAAAGCAUUCAGAGUCGUCGCAAAGUGGAGAUCUAAAAGCUGCAAAGACAAUUCUCUUGAUCGUCGGUGCAUUCUUUUUACUCUGGACGCCAUUCUUCGUUCUUCAUAUGUUUGGAGUAAUUCAUGGUGUCUUUCGUCACCAAGAUUCCUGGGAGCGGAUCACUACAUGGUUUGCCUACUCUUCCUGUGUAGUCAAUCCUUUUCUUUACGGCAUGCUUAAUCGCCACAUCCGCGAAGAGCUAUCUCGAAUAUGGGAGGUUUGUUCCAAUUUCAUACUGCGAAAGAAACCGCAGGAUGAAGAUGACUUCCCAGGUGGUGCUGAAGACUUCUUCCAAUUCUUAGAACGUACCACCACCACAACAACCACUGGAAGCUCUCGUACCACUGGAGCUAAGAUAGCAGAGCUAGAAGCACAUAGGAUUCCUGGACAGAUCGAUGAAAUAUCUGAAGGCUAGAUAGACCAACGAAUUUACAAUAUAAAACUUUGACAUUUUUGAAAAUGUUCUGUGCAUUACGAAAUAUUUAUGUUUAACUUUCGCUUCAUGUUUUUGAAAAUGCAAAAAAAAAAAAACAAUUGGUUUGUUUGUUGUCUGUUUAGUUCCAAUAAGUUGUAUAUUAUCUGACAUGGUAUAUUCUUGCCUGUUUUACCACGGGACUCGAUCACUACCCCAGCAUCACACACUUGACUUGGGAUGUUACCAUAGAACUCUACAAGAAGCAAUACAAUACGAACCAAUUUAAGUUGUAUAAGGUGAACAGACUCUCGUCUAAAAUCAAUCUAAAAAGAUCAAACAUUUAUCAUAUGAUACAACAUAGCAUGAGCCACAACUGACUCCAUUUCAGUUGAAACUAUCAAAAUUUUCAUCCGAAUCAUCUGGUCACUUAAUUGAUUGUUUAUCAGUUGUUUGUACCCAUAUAGCCCAGUCAAAUAAUUUUAUUGUAAUUUCGUCACUUUGAGUAGCACGUCAAUUUUGACUGGAGCAGUACUAGUCACUCAAAUAAAUAUGAACAUAUUCGCCUUUAUUCUCUGCAUGGUCAGCUCAUAUUGAUGGGAUUGUUUGAAGAACUUAUUUCGGUGUUUAGUCUUCCAGUACUGAUGCCAUGUAGGUCGAAAGAAUAAGCGCCAGUGUCGAACCUAAUUUCAUUUGUAUACUUAUGCGAUUGGUUGAUCAAUUAAGGAUGCAGCAUAUUUCUAUUCGUUAUUAUUUAAAUCCCACUUUUUCUAGGUGUAGAUAUACAAAUGUGCAAGUUACUAUGGCUACAAUUUAUUUAUUUCAUGAUCUCCGAGUUUUUUCUUCUGCACUGUUAUAAAUAAUUUAAACAACACUGUUUACUAUGUGAAUCGCACUGUAGUUGUUUAUAUAUUUCAAACAAGAGCUUAAAAUCUUAAACAACAAAGUUUAAAUUCAAAUAUUUGAUUAUCAAUAAUUUGAGCAUGGUUGUUUAAGAUUUAAAACACUUGUUUAAACUGUUUAAACAACUACUUUGCGAUUCACAUGGUAAACAGCGCUUAUUAAAUGAUUUUAGCAGUGUGGUAUGCGAGCCUGAAGAAAAAUGGUUCUGAAAAUACUUCAUGGUACAAAAAUCUUGACAAAAUAGAUUUUAUCAAUUCACUUAAAAAACUGAAAAUGACUCAAGGUCACAUACGUGACUAAAUGCUUAUAACAAUUUUUUUUCUGUAAAACUUGCUUUCUCUUCGUGUAAACACUCGAAUACAUAUAUAUUCGAAUAAAUUGGUGAAUAUUUUAUAUAUACCGACAACAUACUGUAAUCGCAAAAAGGAAGAGAAGAUUGAUUGUUGUCAUAUCAUUUACUUUAAUUUAGAAUGAGUAUUUUGAUUUGCACAGUAGGUUUUCGUUCACAAUGAAGACUGAAACGCAAUUUAUUCUCUGGAUGAAGGACAAUACAAUGCUUUCAUUCAUCUCAAGGCUCCAUUGAUUCUGUUAGCAUGAUCAGUGAAUAAGGAAUAUUAUAAUAACGAAUGAAGUAUUGGGAAUGAGGAAAGGACAGCUGUAGCCUGUAUGCUUGAACAGAUUCCAUAACAUUGCCAUAUUAAGCAGGGCCCUGGGAGAACAGGUUUCGGAACUGAAGUGGCUACCCUGGUAAAAUAUGAUGUUAUUAUUGAUGUUAUUAUUAUCAUUAUUAUCAUUAUUGUUGUUGUUAUUAUCACAUUCUAUUUAAAUGCAUAAUGUUAUUCGUACAUCAUGCGAAACGUAAUGCAGGACUUUACUUUCCUGGGUGCCAAAUCAGAUUCUAAAUAUGAAAUCUAAUCUUUGCAGAUGGAAACUUUUGUUGAUAAUAUUUUAGGCAUCUGAAUGCAAAAAUUACAAUUUGUCAAAGUUUUAUAACAUUUAUAGGAGAUUCACCCCCUGUUAUAACAGGGGAAUAUUGGGUAAAUUAGAGACCUUAAUUUUAUGUGGAAAAGGAACUCCUGAAGAACACGGAAUUUCACGGAAACGCAAUGUUCUAACCAAAAGAAAAAUGAUAAAACUUACGAAAAAUACAGAGAAAACCAUGAAUAUCAAUGCAAAUCUGUCAUAAGUGCAAAAUCAAACCUUUAUGCAGAUUUCAGCAUGUGUUUGCCAAUUUCCGGCAUAACUAUAACGAUUUUCACAAUUUAUAAUUUUCUAAUCGAAGUUUUGUAGUGACGGAAUGUGAUGUUAAAAAUAACCGAAGAACAUUUAUUUAAUAGUGAGCAAACCGGGGAAGUAUAUGUUAUCUAUGGAAUACCAAUCAGAAGAACGAGUCACCAUUCGUGUGUAAAGUCGUUUUUACUUAUAAGAAUUAUAUGAAACAGCUUUAAUAUGCAUCACAGAGCAACUUGGGUCCAUGAUUGUGUCAUCUGCUGAAAAAAUAACCACAAUUGUAAGUUCUGUUUACUUUUCCUGUAUUGUCACAUUUUUUCGUAUCAUACAAUGAAAGUGAAACAAUAACUAGUACGUCAUAUCACCUUUAACCAUUGUUUGCUCUAAGUCAUAUUGAGUUCAAUUAAAUUGAUACAUCUUUUAUCAAUCCUUGUUUAUACAAUUGAUUUUCAACUGCAGUCGCAACAAAAGGUUUGAUUUAAUAAAACGAGUUAUGAUUUAAAUGUUACAUUGUAAUACAAAAGUAUAUACAAAUGAAAAUGUUUCACAAUGGAAAAUGUAAUUUCAAAAGGAAAAUGUAAUUUCCCUUUUAGAUACCUUGAUAUAAAGCAUUACAACAUGUACAAGAAGGUUUAUUCACCUUAUAUUAACAGUAAGUCACCAUGCCAUCAUUUAGAGAAUUUCAACAAAAAUAUGCAAACAGAAUGUGAACGGUAUUAUGAAAAUAUUAUAUUUUCUCAUUUACAAGAAGACAAAUAUGUUAUGUCAUCAUCAUAUUUAUAGAUGAACUGUGGAUUUUUUUUAAUAUUAAAACUUUGCUCUGUGUUAUCCCUUUCACAAUGCAGAAUAUGAAAUAAAUUGUGAUUUUAUUCUUCAUUUCAAGAGAGAUAAAUACUUACAUUGUAUACUUCAAACUCUAAAGUAGGUCACAGCAUCAUAAGAUUUAAUUCUACCGACCAUAUCAUUCAAUGUCCAAUAAUGAUCAAUGGCAAUAUGGUAUUCAUCAGUAUGAAAUGCAAGCACUGGCGUAAAUCCGUGUUGAUGGGUGGGGGGGAUGACUGAAAUAUUUUGGCAUUUUUUUGCAAUCAUGUUUUUAGAUAUGCAAGGAAUUGUCAUUGAUAUGUCCACAGUGGCGACCGUGGGU